AUGCCUCGCCCUAGAUCCUUUAGACUUCCGUCUUACUCGGCCGACUACCACCCCAUUGACGACAACAAAUCAGCUACUUCGAUCGAUGAAAUACGACAAGACCCAUCGCACGAAACAUCGAACCAUGGAGUCGGAAGCCCGCCUUCCGUAACGCCCACAUCUUUUUACGGGAGCGAGUCUCCGUUGCGUACUUUUAUUCCGUUUGAUGGCCCUGAUCCCCCAAAAGGGCAUCCGCCAUUGGACUAUAAGCCUUUUGUUCUACGAAGAUGGUUUCUCCUUCUCACGACGGCUUUUCGCAUUCACAAAGGAUACUACCGUGUCACCAUGAUAUAUACUCCAGCUAUCGUUGGAAGCAUAACAUCAAUGUGGUGGAAGGCUGUUCACGACGCAUACAAAAGAAUAACACCUUACAUUGCUAUGUCGGAAACACCGCCCCAGAGACAGAGUAAAGCUUUCAAACAACAUUUCAAGUUCAUAUAUGCGGUUCAGAAUCCGUUCGAUAUUAUGACACCAUUCAUGCAAAGCCAUCAUUUGACCGGUAUCAUAACGGUGAUCAACCUCACCGUUAACUUUACGAUUGUUUCCCUCAAAAACGCUUUCUAUGUCCUCAACAAAGACGGAAGUGGUUGGUUUAUUUCUCUUUCGAACACCGCCGGCCACCUUCUGGCAAUAAUGUACGGCACGCUUGUUGCUUGUAGCAUUGGUAUAACAUACAGGCUAUGGCCUGCAUACACUGGUUUGAAGUGGGAUCCGGCACCAGUCGCAGUACAACUUUCCAUGGUUCAAGGCUCAAACAUCUUUCCAGUGUUCAAGGGACUCGAGUAUUCUUACCAUCCAAAAUUUAUAAAGCAGAUAGCAUCGGAGAGUAAGAAAGCUGGGAUACUCCGUCUGGGUUAUUGGUCGUCAGCGACGAACUCUCACGACAUCAUAUACAGCCUCAGGUUCAUGAAGUCCGAACGAGAGAACAAUUUCAUAUCUGAGGAUGUACCGGAUACACAGAUAGACACACUCCAUGAGCAAAGAGACUGCAGUCAUCACAUGAGACGUGGAUGCUCGCCGGAACUGUACAAUCUAAGCGGUAUGCCUAGCAGUUUUAAGUCAAUGUGCAAAAGAAGUCGAACUGAUUCAAGUUUAGAAGCCCCAUAUGGUCCGGAAUCUGACAUUGUGUGUUCGCCACAGUUCAGCAUGUUCAUAUCUUCAAAUUUAAGCCUGAGCGAUUCUGGUAUUCUGAUUUUCAUCAUCCUCGGCAUAGUUUCUUCUGGAUUAUGGAUUGGUAUUGCCACAAGGGCCGGCCAUGCAAACACGAUCACUGUCAAAGUUCCUUACAACUGGUGGUUCUCCAACUGGGAGAAUCUUUUCUACUUCCUCCCGACAAUAUCCUUGUCUGUGUGGAAUCUUGCAUGGUUGCGGGCAGCAUAUUUUUACCGACACGUCCAACCAAUAGCAUGUAUGGACGGAUCAAAGCCACCACAGGAGACUGUUUUGCUCGACUAUCUCAGUAUUAGUCUCUCCGAGGCGAUUUAUACCGCGAUUACCAACAGACAUUUCCGUGUGGCAAUAUCCAGCCUUCUUGCUAUGGUUGGCACCAUUAUCCAAAUACUUCCAGGAAAAGUCUUUUUCAACGUUUCUUGGCGAGGUCACCGAGACAAAGUUGAAUACAUCGCCAGCAUCGUGCCAUCUUAUCUUUAUGGCUGCUUGGCUAUAACGAUUGUAUACAUCAUUCUGUUGGGAUUUCUCCGGCCCACACCUCAAUAUCGGACACCUCGAGCUUGUUACAACAUAGUCGACCUUGUCUCCUACUGCUACAAUAGCAAAAUGCUCGACGAUCCUGAAUUUGAUACUCAAGACCCAACGGACGAAGAGAUCCACUUCAAAUCAAAGAUCCAUCUAGCGAAAAGAAAAUAUCAAAUCGGAAUGUACCUUGGCAAGGACGGUCACCGACAUCUCGGUUUUGAUAUUGUACCCCAAAAAACCGACGAUCCUACUCACCGAGUAAAGGUCGAUAAAUUUUACCCCGGAAAAGCAAUAUACUGGAUUGGCGUUUACAGAAAAUUUAUCGAAUCUCCAAAGUUGAGACCGACCAAUCCGUCCGAAGAGGAAGACCGGAUCUCUUCGGAGCAAAUCUCACAGGAGGAUGGAACUGAGCUCCAAAAUUGGCCAACACAUUCGGUGCCGGAAGUGAGUGCUCCAGAAAGCCAACACCAAGCAGAGUACAACGAGACACCUACAGCAGCGCUCCACGAGCAAGAUGUCAGCCCACUGUACCAAUCACACACUCUCCCAGCUCCAGACCCCGAGAAUAGGAGCGGACUGGCAUAA
This is a messenger RNA of Aplosporella prunicola CBS 121167, 2319 nucleotides long. RefSeq lists its product as uncharacterized. Bases 1 to 2319 code for a protein of 772 amino acids. NCBI's taxonomy places the organism in Eukaryota, Fungi, Ascomycota, Dothideomycetes, Botryosphaeriales, Aplosporellaceae. The transcript has 4 exons. The record is from RefSeq and is a predicted model, not a curated record.